AUGUUCUGGCAUAUAAAAAGGGUUCUUCCUAGUGAGAAGUACCGAUGGCUCAAAAAUACCACUUUACAUAUUGGCGGUCAACUUGGCUACCAAGGAGUCAUCGAAAUCUACCAGAGCGACAACGUGGAAGCUCCAACGUGGAAGUCUGACAAGGCUAUGGACCUAGAAAUCAGUGACUACUAUGAUGCAAAUAACGGUGAAGUCAUCUUGAGAAAGUAG
This is a messenger RNA of Talaromyces marneffei, 219 nucleotides long. RefSeq lists its product as uncharacterized. The record is from RefSeq and is a predicted model, not a curated record. The coding region runs from base 1 to 219 and encodes 72 amino acids. NCBI's taxonomy places the organism in Eukaryota, Fungi, Ascomycota, Eurotiomycetes, Eurotiales, Trichocomaceae. The transcript is spliced from 3 exons.